AUGAUCCCGGAAUUUCAAUGCGUUUUCCUCUGCGUCCUUCUCGCCGAAUUGCUUCGUUUUGAAGCUUCGGAUAUCUUGGAAGGAUUGAAAGCAGCAGAUCGAUCAAACGAUAUCAGCUGCAAUUCUCAGCUCUUUCGAGGACCGAGCAUAUUCCCUCUCAUCAGCAUCCUCAAAUCGCCGGUCUCGUCGACACCGAUUGCACGAGAAUGGGAGAUUCUCGAGAAUCAUCGAGAGAAUUACAUGAAAUUGGGAGAACUGGUCGACGAAUUAUCCUACGUCUUCAGUCCGACACUCUUGCUGAGUUUCGUGAACAGCGUCGUGAAGACGACGGUGACGGUGUACAUGGCGUCGGUGAACUUCUCGUAUGGCUCUCGGCAGUGGUUGAUCAUCGCGACUGCGGCUGGGGAAGUCUCCGGGAGCCUCGUUCGACUCUUCCUCAUCACUAUUGCUGCUUCAUAUAUAUCCCAUCAGGAAGGAGAGUUCAUAAAACACUUGAACGAAGUGACGGGAUUCACCUCAUCUUCUCAAGUUGCACAGAAGGCGAAGCUUUUAUACCUACAGAUCCAAUCCAAACCGAUUCGGCUAACAGCGACUGAUUUCUUCGACGUGAAUAGGAGUCUCGCAGUCUCGGUGAUGGGUACGAUCGUGACUUACUUGGUGGUGCUGCUGCAGUUUCGCUUGGAGGGUCUGGGCUCAGGCGACGAAAACACAACAAAAACAUGA
This is a messenger RNA of Darwinula stevensoni, 723 nucleotides long. NCBI's taxonomy places the organism in Eukaryota, Metazoa, Arthropoda, Ostracoda, Podocopida, Darwinulidae. The record is from the annotation of a GenBank genome assembly.